Aspergillus niger is the source of this 927-nucleotide messenger RNA. RefSeq lists its product as uncharacterized. The record is from RefSeq and is a predicted model, not a curated record. Bases 1 to 927 code for a protein of 308 amino acids. Lineage: Eukaryota; Fungi; Ascomycota; Eurotiomycetes; Eurotiales; Aspergillaceae. The transcript has a single exon.
AUGGCUAUCGACCUUGAAAAUGACAUUGUCCUUCUCACUUGCGCAAGUGGUAAGCAAUGUUCCCAUCUGAUCCCGCUCCUCUACCGUAGGUGGAGGAAGCUCCGCCUCGCUGUUCACAGCGUUCAUUCCGAGAGGGAUCUGAAGUCGCGCUAUCCGGAGGCCGAGGUGGUGCAGGGCGAUAUAGCCAAGCCAGAAUACAGAGACCAGAUUUUGGCCGGUGCUACAGUCGUCGUAUAUAUUGCCCCAGCAUUUCAUCCGCAGGAAGCAGAAAUUGGCUAUGCCAUGAUUGAAGCCGCGCGUCAUGAGGCCCGGAACGGGACUUUUAAGCACUUCAUCUACUCCUCUGUGCUGCACCCGCAGCUUCGGAAGUUGAUGAACCAUGACUGCAAGCGCUACGUUGAGGAAUACCUCAUUGAAUCAGGGCUCAACUACACGAUUCUUCAGCCCAGCCAUUUUCUCGACAUGUUCCCGGUCGAAACGUUGCUGCAUCAAGCGGAACCUCUCUUCCGCGCAAGUUUUAAUCCAGACACGGCCUUCUCGUUCACCAUUUUACAGGACCUAGCAGAGGCUUUUGCCAAGGUGAUUGAGGAAAGAGAAAGGCAUUAUCUCGCCGAGUACAUGAUCUGUUCAACCAGGCCCACCUCAUAUCGAGAUAUCGUCGCCACGCUCGGUCAUAUAACAGGUACACGCAUCGGUAUUGUGACGCAGGAGUUCUACGAGACCGCUGAGCGGCUGCAGUCCUUGGUGUCUAAGGAUGCUGGUGGUUGCCAUCAUACCACACGGGACGGUAUCCAUCGACUGCAGCUUUACUAUGACAUUUAUGGUAUCAAAGGCAAUCCUAAUGUGCUGGAAUGGUUGAUUGGUCGAAAGCCGAUGACGGUGGAGGAGCAUUUCCGGAAGCGGGUCUCCAUCAAAGAGGCUGAUUAG